Molecule: messenger RNA, 5488 nt
Organism: Paramisgurnus dabryanus
Lineage: Eukaryota; Metazoa; Chordata; Actinopteri; Cypriniformes; Cobitidae
Gene: susd2
Product: sushi domain containing 2
Source: RefSeq, a predicted model, not a curated record
AAUGUCAUGACUGUGUGGACCGCGCGGGUCUCAUACCACGCCAGUUGUUAGUAUAAACAUCUCAGGGCUUUCGAGGAAGAAGCUAUGUUGUACAAAUCCCAGAACAAAAUCCUCUUUAUUUUCAUAGUGCUGCUUCAGUUGUUGCCCAGAAAUGCUGCCCAGUCGUGUGCGCGCAGCUGCGGUAAGAAGUUGAACACAUGCUCCUGUCACUCAACAUGUGAAUCUUUAAAAGAUUGCUGCUCAGAUUAUAAACAGUUUUGCCUCGACAUAACACCAUACUCCGGAUCUUUGUUUGGAGGAACUGAAUUUCAAAUUCUCCACGCUAUUUUUGAGCCAAACAUUAGCCUGACAUGUAGGUUUAAGUCUGAGAUUUUGACGGAGGGCUACGUGGAUGGGAAUGGCACGGGUCAUUGUAUCUCUCCUAUGCUGUAUGAGUUGGGCUGGAUCCCUUUUGAGGUUUCCACGGACGGAGUCAAUUAUGAUAGAUCUGGAAGAUGGAUGUCAGUUCAUCACAGUAAGCUGGACUUUUUAUACAAGAUCACGCUGCAGGAUGAAAAGAAGUGGCAAUACUACGGUACCCCUAAGGUCGGUGGAGAUUUAGAGAUGAGAUGGAUGUCAUCUCUCAUAAACUCAGAGAAAGUGAACAUCGAACUGUGGGGUUACAAUGAGACUGGGGUGCCAUAUUCUAGUAAUUGGGAGGCAGAAUGGAAGUAUCUGUACACCGUGGACAGAGAUGUGACCAACUGGGGAUUCUUCCGUUUUAUCCCGCAUCCCGCAGAAAAUCAGUACUCAAUGUGGCAUUUGGGCAGCAUGCGGGUCGUUGCCAGCACCAAACCUGAUGGAGCUCGGAAUGUGCAGGCUGUGUGGAGUGAUGCACAUGCGCUCGCCUGGCAUUUAGAGAAGGCCUUCAGAAACGACUCUGCAGGCUGGGCUCUGGAGAAGUGUCUCAUUUGGGACAAAGGGGAGAAAUCAAUACCCAGCUUUCAGAAUGAGAUCAUCGACUGUCCCUGUACUCUGGCUCAGGCCCGUGCAGACACCGGGAGAUUCCACACGGAUUACGGCUGUAAUAUUCAGGUGGCCAAUUCUUGUGAGUAUCACCCAGGUGCGGUACAUUGUGUCAGAGCCAUACAGGGCAGUCCUCAGUAUGGAGCCGGUCAGCAAUGUUGCUAUGACAGUGCCGGAGUUCAGGUUCUCACAGCGGACUCUAUUGGUGGCAGCACCCCGGACCGAGGGCACGAUUGGGGGUCACCACCGUACGGAAAACCACCUAGAGUUCCUGGAUUGUCGCACUGGAUAUACGACGUCAUCAGUUUCUAUUACUGCUGUCUUUGGUCAGAUAACUGCGAGUAUUACUUUACUCACCGGCCGUCUAGUGACUGCAGAACAUAUCAUCCUCCUAGAGCGGCUGCUGUACUUGGUGAUCCCCACUUUGUGACGUUCGACGGUGUGAAGUUUACCUUCAAUGGGAAAGGAGAGUAUCAUCUAGUCCAGUCCUCAUCUUAUCAGCUGUCUGUUCAAGGAAGGACCGAGCCAAUGAAAUCAGAGAAUGGUUUAAUCACUAAUGCAACACGACUCUGUUCUGUGGCCAUGAGGGAGAAAGACUCUGAUGUCAUUGAGGUGCGACUUGGAGACCAAAAAGAUGAGCUACAGGUGUUAAUGAACCAGCAGGUUCUUGCGUUCUCCGAGAACGAAUGGAUGGAUCUUAAAGGCGUUUUUGUUUUUUCCCCGAAACCAUCUGAUGUGACGGUGAUGUUUCCAUCGGGUGCAGGGGUGGAGGUCAGAGGAAGUGCAGGGGUCAUGACCCUUACUGUUCUACUGUCCGAUGAAUUUCAGAACCACACGCAGGGCCUGCUUGGUACAAUGAACAAUGAACUUGAAGAUGAUUUUACUUCUAGUAACGGUGUGAUGAUUCCACUCAGCAGCAGUGCUCAGGAUAUAUUCACAUAUGGUGCCGGCUGGGCUGUUACCAAUGAAACUUCACUGUUUACUUACGACUCCGCCAACCUCCUGGAUGAAUACUAUUAUGCUGCAAAGCACGAUCCAUCUUUCACCCCAGAUUUUUUUGUGACUGAAGACCCUGAAGACCCCCUGUAUGAGGCGAUUCUGCAGAUGUGUUCAGGGGAGGGGGCACAGUUUUGUAAAUAUGAUGCGCUAAUCACCCGCAGUCUGGAACAAGGCAACGCCACAUUGCUGUCCUUCAAGGGUUAUACGUCCAUAAAGAAAGCUCUGAAACCUGUACAGACCUGUGGUUGGUUGGCACCACCCCACAAUGGUAAGAAAAAAGGAACCUUGUACCUAGAAGGAGCAAAUAUCACUUUCUCGUGUAAUGAUGGAUACAACCUCUAUGGAUCCAAGCAACGCACAUGUCAAAAGGACGGCACGUGGUCUGGACGGGAUACAAGCUGCGUGGCUGAAAAUAAUCUGGCCAUAGUGUUGGGCAGUAUUGGUGCGGUGUUGGCGUUGGUUGUAAUGGUGAUUGCAAUCGUUGUUUACACAAAGCGACAAAAGAAAGAAGCAAAGAGACAACAGGAUGACAAGGUGACCUAUCGUGCAACAAACCUGUGAUGAUCACCAAAUCCAUUAGAUGAACUUCUUCAUACAUUUUGUGCAGGUGUUUUAUUGCCAGUGUUAGAAAACUUAAAUCUUACAUUUUUUUUGUUCAGAAAUUUAAUUGAAGACAAAUAAUGACCAUUAGAUACAGUAAUAGUUCAGAGUUAGUUAAUUCUAGACACUAAACACUGUUGAGUAAAGUUAUUAUUUGCAACUUCAUCUACUUACAACUUGUGGGCUUUAGAUUUGGAUUUUUAUUACAAUGGACUGCACACUGCUUUGUACAAUAGUUCUCUUCAGCUAUACAAAAUAGAGGAUCUAAGCAGUUUCUUAGCAGCAACGGAAUAGCAGAGCCAUUUUUGGUUCACCAGAGAACAUUUUAAGUAAAUGUCUUAAGUAGCACGGGUAUAUUUGUAGCAAUAGCCAAAAUACACUGUAUGGGUCAAAAUUAUCCAUUUUUCUUUUAUGCCGAAAAUCAUUAGGAUAUUGUGUAAAGAUCAUGUUCCAUGAAGAUAUUUUGUAUUUUCCUGCCGAAAAAAAUAUCAAAACUCUAUUUUUGUAAGUGAUGCAGUUCCUAAGUACUUCAUUUGGACAACUUUAAAGGGAAUUAUCACAAUAUUUAGAUUUUUUGCACCCUCAGAUUCCAGAUUUCCAAAUAGUUGUAUCUCGUUUUAUAAAUCUCAAUAUCAAAAAAGUAUUAUUGAACCCUUAUGAUCUUAAAAGAUCCAAUUCUUUCAUACCUUUUAGUCUGUUGAACCUUUUUAUUUUUUUUUACAUGGCAAAGCACCAUUAUUGCAACAAGGGUGCGUUUCCCAAAAGCAUUGUUAGCAAACUACUGUAGUAAAUUUCGUCGUCACUGAUUAAGUUCAACCAUUUGGUUUUUCUCGAAACCAUAGUUCAAAUGAACAUUCACAAGCUGCAUCGCAAACUUGUGUGGUUUCGGUUUGAACGACAGCUCAUCACCUGUGGUUAGAAGCAUAGUAAAUUAUUAUUAUAAUAUGUAGACUUACGUUGAUCAUGCUUUUGAACAAAAUAAGCAAAAAACAUGUAGUACAUUCUAUAUCCAUCAUUCUAAAUAUAUAAACAUUUUAUUUGAAGUCUUUAAGUUUGUAAACAGAAUUAAAGCGCUGUAUUUGAAAACAGUCCUACGAGCUUUAAGACCCUGGAGAAUCCCUGGGAGGGAACUUGCGCAUUAAUUAAAUAUCUUGAAAAUAAACAACAGAUAACUAAAUCAUAAUAACAAAAUCAGUCUUCCGAUGCAUAUUAUUUACAGCUAGGGCUGUCACAAUGAUUAAAUAAUCGUCUCAUCGCGAUUGUUUGACCUCAUCAUGAUGAUUACAGAUCACCGCAAUGAUUGCACAUCUCUCUAAAAACACAAGGGGGAGCUGCAGGAAUUAUUUUCAGACACUACAGGCAUGUGGUCCAGUACUUAUAUGAUCUUAGCAGUAAUUAAUUGCUAACAAAGUUAUUACUUUUAAAUAUGUAUUGUGUAUUCAUAUUUACUGCCAGGUAAAACAAAAAUGAUGUGAAAAUUAUUUAAUGAACAAACCAAAAAAAAUGUAUGAGAAUUAAAUGUCAAAGCAAUAAAACGGGCAGUUCUGGUUCUUCAUUCUGAUUGGUUGAAACGCGUUCUAAGCCGUGAUAAAAUACACCGGUAACCUCACGGUUCAGACCACAUUACAUAAGUAUCACUGCGCCACUGUUGCUGCGUACUGAUUUAUGAAAAUAAACACCACAGUCUAUAAUCAUAUUUUUAAUUUGUCUACAAUUGCACAAUUAAUGGCGAUAUCCAGAUAAAUGUCAAUAAAUGUUGUUGAGUCAUCUCGUCGAUAAAGAGAAAACGUUGUCUGAGGAUUUUAUAACUCAAGUUCAUACGUCCGCUAUUAUCCACUGGGUGGCGAUCUUACCCAACUUAAACACUGACGCAUUCACUGAAAACACCGUGUAGUACUGUUCAUGGCUCCGUCUGAAUCUGAUCUCUUACUAAAGUUCUUCACAAAAAUGGAAUUAUCUCCGCUUUUAAUAAAAAAAUUUGAGAGGUGAUAAGAGAUCAAAUGAAGGUAGGAUGAAAUGUUUUUUUGUUUGUUUUUGUUUGAAAGCGGAUGGUCUGUUCUUUCAUUUGAUAUUUUAUGUUUAUAUAAAGAAGAUAAUUUUCUGGAAGGCAUUAAACUAAAACUGGGUGGCAACUUAAAAAAAAAAAAAACGCUGACGGGGAAAGAGUUCAGCAUGCUUCCAAGCAUAUUUGAUCAUCACUUCAACAGUUGCACGAUAUAAAUGUUAAUGUAUAAAUUAGAUGAAUGGUGAUUUAUAAAAUAAACACCACAGUCUUAAAUCAUAAUUUCAUUGUGUCUUUGCUGUGUCUGUGUUGGUUGGGAACUGCACUCUGUUUCAGUCACACUUGAUUCUGAGGAACUACUUUGUUUGGCGGAAGAGUAAUAUUUGUACUAAUAUAAUUACAACUUUUUUGGGUUUUAUUUUAUAAAAUCCCGCUAACGUUAUGCAUAUGAAGUAACCGUUUUAUAAACGCAAUAAACCCCUCGAAGCGUUGGGUUACCAGUGCAUUUUAUAACAGCUAAGGGGGUUUAGGCACUCCGCUUCGCGUCAACAAAUUACACAACAAAUGUAAAACGGCUUCAGAAUAAUUGCAGGGACAAAAGUAACACACAGGUGGGUCAAAAGUAACACAACAACACAAGAUAGAUUUUUUUUAAAAUAUACACGACUAUGACCUCGUUAAUAUGUAACUGCAAACAUAUUCUGUCAUUUAUCUUUGUUAAAAAUAAUGAAAUUACAUUUUCAUUUUAAAUUUCAGUUUUAUCAAAUGUUUCGAUAGCAACCAACAGUGCAAACUUAAAUUGUUGAGAAUAAAACAUUUUUCCAACAGUUUGAACACUAUGAAAAUAAAAUUAAAUUAAAUUAGAAUAAUAUAAAUUUUCAA